CAAAAGUACAACAAAUGAAAGAAAACAAUAUUUUGAGGGGGAACACAAUUAUGAGACCUGGGUCUCACCCGGACAGGCUUCGCGGUUGCGCAGGAAAUUGGUGAGGGAAUGAACACGAGGACGGACCGGAUGGUGGUGGGGGGGGGGGCGGAAUCUGGAUUCAGGGAGGUGGACCGACAUCGUGCGGAGGGGCGGGGCGGAGUAGGAGGCGCUCUUAUUGUAGUGGUCACUGCGGACCAAUGGGCGCGCAGGAGGACGGUGAUCGGCAUACAGUGCACCAAUGGACGCGCAGGAGGACGGUGAUCGGCAUACAGUGCGCCAAUGGGCGCGCAGGAGUACGGUGAUCGGCAUACAGUGCGCCAAUGGGGUAUUGAACAAGGCCGGGGACAAUCAAGCGUCACUUUUGAUGGUGAAGGCACGUUUGGACACAUUGUGAGGCGAACCGGCGGAGAAGAGACAAGGAAGCUGCUGUGUGGUCCGAUGUAUUGUUCCCCAAGGAUUCUCGGGUCUGCUUUCCAUGUGAAGAGACUGAGCUGCCAACUGCUGCCCAUGGACACUGUGAGGACAGACAGUAACUCCUGUGAGGAACAGACCAAUCCUAUCGUCACCGCUGGCAUUAUCAUCAUCGGUGAUGAGAUCUUAAAGGGCCAGACCCAGGACACCAACUCGUUCUUCAUGUGCCGGACCCUGCGCUCGCUGGGGGUGCGGGUGGCCAAGGUGUCGGUGGUCGGGGACGAGGUGGGCGCCAUCGCGCAGGAGGUGUCCGCCUUCUCGGCCCGCUACCGCCACGUGCUGACCGCGGGCGCAGUUAAUGUGGCGGUGGUUGUUGUUGUUAAUUUCCCUGUUUCUCUGCCCCCUCAGGGCCAGACCCAGGACACCAACUCGUUCUUCAUGUGCCGGACCCUGCGCUCGCUGGGGGUGCGGGUGGCCAAGGUGUCGGUGGUCGGGGACGAGGUGGGCGCCAUCGCGCAGGAGGUGUCCGCCUUCUCGGCCCGCUACCGCCACGUGCUGACCGCGGGCGGGGUGGGCCCGACCCACGACGACCGGACCUGCGAGGGGGUGGCGCGGGCCUUCGGCGAGGGGCUGCGCGCGCACCCGGAGCUGGCGGCGCUGGCGGGCGGCUGGGCCGGCGCCGGGAAGCUGGCGCGGGUGCCGGCCUCGGCCCGGCUCCACUACGGCCCGGGCGGCGGGGGGCGGCUCCCCUACCCGGUGGUCAGCGUCCGCAACGUCUACCUCUUCCCCGGCGUCCCCGCGCUGCUGCGGCGGGCGCUGCAGGCGCUGGCCCACCUCUUCCGCAACGCGGCGGUGCGCUACUCCACCGCCGAGGUGUUGGUCGACGCCGACGAGGCGGACAUCGCGCCGGCGCUCGAGCGGGCCCAACGGCUGUUCGCGGGCCCGGGCUGCCCCGCCCCCCGCGUCAGCGUCGGCUCCUACCCCGAUUGGACCAGCAACUACUUCCGGGUCAAGGUCACGCUCGACGCCGAGAGCGAGGAGGCGGUGCGCGAGGCCAAGGCCGUGCUGCUCCAGACGCUGCCCCCGGGCUCGGUGGUCGCCCCGGAGACGGAGCCGCAGGCGGUGUCGGCGCGAGAGGUCUACGCGCUUGCGCGGUCAGGUACGUCACCGGCCCGGCGGUUUGAAUACUCCCUGUAG
This is a messenger RNA of Chiloscyllium plagiosum (whitespotted bambooshark), 1650 nucleotides long. NCBI's taxonomy places the organism in Eukaryota, Metazoa, Chordata, Chondrichthyes, Orectolobiformes, Hemiscylliidae. The record is from RefSeq and is a predicted model, not a curated record.